AUGACUAUUGGGGAUUUUUUUGAUUUCGACAAGGCCGAAUAUAGACAUCGCAUAUCUCUUUACGAUGUUAAUUGCCUCCGCAAGCAAGAAGUGGUUAAAACACGCCAGCAUACAGCUGCAAUUUGCAGUAUUACCACUGGAGCAGUAGGCGCCCUUCUAUCCUGUGGAGGUACCCUGCUGCUAAGUGCCUAUGGAGCUCGUCGACUAUCAGUAGCAUACAGGAAGCUUGAGCUCAUACAGGCUGAGCUCACGAAACGAGGCAUUGCUCUACACGAAGUACGAAAGCGAGACGUCUUGAUACCCCUUGGAGCAUCCAUUGUCGGAAUGGGUGUUGGUUUUGGCAUAGACGAGGUAGCCGCUGUUGCAACCAAUGCCAUCCCCAUGGAAGCGGGUUUACCGCCAGGAUCUUCUAUCACUCAUGCAUUGUCUACGAAUGCAAGUGAUACGAUCAGCGGGGCAGCUCAAGGGGUUACGGAACAGACUCGGGAGAUAGGGCAGGCUAUACUGAAUAUAGACAAUGGGAUUCCAGCAGCCCAAGACCUUGCUAGAGACACGAUUUGGGCUCCCGCAGCCUCUACUCAGGGUGCCAUUGGUUUCCACGCUGGCAUGGUUACAAUGCAGGCUACUGAGAAAGGGCUUGCAAGCUUGGCAUCUAAUAUGCUAGCAACGCAGACUAUGGAAGCUAUGACGGGGGGUGUUUCCAAGACCAAACCGAGACUUCUGGACACCCGGAAAAGAACAAAGCAUGCUUCCACAACAGCCCUCACUAGGUCCCAGCCAACAGUACGGACAUCUAUAGAGGGUAAAGGUCCUAUCGAAUAUAGGAGUGAGGUGAAAUUUCGAACUAUCUUGGACUUGAUAGUUGUAGCUGGUAUGUUAUCCAUGGUUUCCUUUGUACUUAUUUUAUUUCUCUACUAG
Fusarium sp. VM40 is the source of this 918-nucleotide messenger RNA. The record is from the annotation of a GenBank genome assembly. Lineage: Eukaryota; Fungi; Ascomycota; Sordariomycetes; Hypocreales; Nectriaceae.